CAGAUGAAUAAAAAUUAAUGAAUUAAAUAUAAAAAAAAUAUAAAAUGACAUAUUCUAUGGUGAAUAUAGUGUUUUCUUGAAUAGACCACUCCUUGUGGAUUGAAGAUGCGACCAACCGAAAUCGUUAUCCUUAAACCAUCGAACGAAACAGGGUGUUUGUGGGCGUUUUGUUAGGGUAUUGGCUCAUAUACGCCGGCGCAGAAUUCCAGACAGCAUAAAGAAACCGUAGAAUCCGUUUUCUCCUGUUCAUAACGAUUCGAACAGUAUUCUGUGUAGGAUCCAUCCCAAGAGAUUAGAUAAUAUUUGAAUCAAAUAAUUGUUAAUAUUAUAAUAACGCAUAUAUAAAUCAAUCAUGCCUCCUAAAACUAGUGGGAAAGCAAUGAAAAAAGCUGGCAAAGCUCAAAAGAAUAUCAGUAAAACUGAUAAAAAAAAAAAACGGAAGAGGAAAGAAAGCUAUGCCAUUUAUAUCUAUAAAGUAUUGAAGCAAGUACAUCCAGACACUGGAAUAUCCAGUAAGGCUAUGAGCAUCAUGAACAGCUUCGUUAAUGACGUUUUCGAAAGAAUAGCUGCUGAAGCAUCGAGAUUGGCACAUUACAACAAGCGUUCGACAAUUACAUCUCGGGAGAUCCAAACUGCUGUCAGAUUAUUGUUACCCGGCGAAUUAGCUAAGCACGCUGUAAGUGAAGGUACAAAGGCGGUUACCAAAUACACUAGUUCCAAGUAAUUAUUAUUUUAUAUAUUAUUUUACUUUUUUAUUUUUUUUUAUUUUUCUUACUUUUUUCUAUACACAUACAUAUACACACACGCGACACACACACACAUUUAUAUAUAUACAUAUAUAUAUAUAUAUCAACGAUCCUUUUAAGGACAAUUUCCUUUCAUCAAAAUUCCUCACAUUGCUUUAUUUUCAUACAUUUCAAUUUAAUUACAUCUUCACAAAUUUAAUGUUUAUAUAUAUAUAUCUGUGUGUGGAUGACUAUUAUUAAUUAAAUUCUGAUGACUGAAUAUUAAUUAUAUUUAUAUUGACAAUUUUUGUGUAUAUCCUUUAUGUUUCGUAUGUUUUUUCUUGUUCUUUUUUGCAUAUGCAUAUAUUAAUAUUCUUUUACAUACAUAUAUAUAUAUUAUUUAUUUCCUAUUGUAUCGUCUUGAUGACCAAUAAACACUGUUAUAGAUGUGACUUUAUAAUAUAAUCUUAAGUACAUUGUAUGUCCAAGUUUGAAAUAAGUAAUGCGAAAAA
Polistes dominula (European paper wasp) is the source of this 1237-nucleotide messenger RNA. RefSeq names its product histone H2B. Gene Ontology annotation, cellular component: nucleosome. Gene Ontology annotation, molecular function: DNA binding; structural constituent of chromatin; protein heterodimerization activity. NCBI's taxonomy places the organism in Eukaryota, Metazoa, Arthropoda, Insecta, Hymenoptera, Vespidae. The record is from RefSeq and is a predicted model, not a curated record.